Coregonus clupeaformis (lake whitefish) is the source of this 1298-nucleotide messenger RNA. RefSeq names its product urotensin-2 receptor-like. Lineage: Eukaryota; Metazoa; Chordata; Actinopteri; Salmoniformes; Salmonidae. Gene Ontology annotation, biological process: blood vessel diameter maintenance; regulation of blood pressure; neuropeptide signaling pathway. Gene Ontology annotation, cellular component: membrane. The coding region runs from base 166 to 1260 and encodes 364 amino acids. The record is from RefSeq and is a predicted model, not a curated record. The transcript has a single exon. Gene Ontology annotation, molecular function: urotensin II receptor activity.
GCGCGCAGACAGAUAUCGCUAACAUCAAAACACAUCCCGCACGGAUGCUCUUCACUGACCAGUGACCAACUAAACUAAGCUUAAUCUUUUAGAACUUCUCCACCUUAAACACUACAUCGGAACAACAACUGAACGACAUCAGAGAGGCGCUACACAGACAGUGCGAUGAACCCCAACAAGACUAUUAACCAGAAUGUCAGUCCGCCAGCUCCAAACAGCGGCUCGGGGAGCAGCGUAGAGGAGCUGGUUAUCACCUCCACUUUCGGGACCUUGUUGUCUGUCGUCUACAUAGUCGGCGUGUCGGGGAAUGUGUACACUCUGGUAGUGAUGUGUCAUUCUAUCCGCUUCGCCACCUCCAUGUACAUCUCCAUCAUUAAUCUAGCGCUAGCGGACCUCUUGUACCUCUCCACAAUCCCGUUCGUGGUGUGCACCUACUUCCUCAAGGACUGGUACUUCGGAGAUGUGGGCUGCCGCAUCCUCCUCAGCCUUGACCUGCUCACCAUGCACGCCAGCAUCUUUACCCUCACUGUGAUGUGCACGGAGCGCUACCUGGCUGUCACCAAGCCACUUGACACGGUACGGCGCUCCAAGAGCUAUCGCAAAGCCCUGGCCUGGGGGGUCUGGCUGCUCUCCCUGGUCCUCACCUUACCCAUGAUGGUCAUGGUCACAGAGACCACCAAGAGCGCGCCCAACGGGGCGGUGAAGAGGAUGUGCGCGCCCACCUGGGCACCCCGGGCAUAUAAGAUCUACCUGACCGUUUUGUUUGGCACGAGCAUCAUGGCGCCUGGGUUGAUUAUCGGCUAUUUGUAUACAAAGUUAGCCCGCACUUACUUAGAGUCCCAGAGGAACUCGGUCAUCAACAAAAGGAACAAGCGCUCCCCGAAGCAGAAAGUCUUGGUAAUGAUUUUCACUAUAGUUCUGGUGUUCUGGGCGUGUUUCCUGCCGUUCUGGAUAUGGCAACUGUUUCCUUUGUACCAGCAGAAACCUUUAGGCCUGGCCUCUCACACACACACCUGUAUUAAUUACCUGGUGGCCUGUCUCACCUACAGCAACAGCUGCAUUAACCCCUUCCUAUACACCCUCCUCACCAAGAACUACAGGGAAUACCUGAAGAACAGACACAAGAGUUUCUACCGCUACACCUCAUCUUUUAAGCAGCGCACUCCCAGCUUGUAUUCCUGUGGGAAGUCGGCAUCCUCCUCGAAUCAGUUUGAGUUCAACUCGGAGACGCUGGUGAUGGGGACUCUGCAGGGACAGUGAGCCUGUGCAAAGAGAGAGUGAUUUUGGAACUGCAACAG